This is a messenger RNA of Penicillium subrubescens, 504 nucleotides long. RefSeq lists its product as uncharacterized. The transcript is spliced from 3 exons. Lineage: Eukaryota; Fungi; Ascomycota; Eurotiomycetes; Eurotiales; Aspergillaceae. The record is from RefSeq and is a predicted model, not a curated record. The coding region runs from base 1 to 504 and encodes 167 amino acids.
AUGAAAUUCUUAGCAAGCCUCGCUCUCUUGGCCGCAACGGCCAUGGCCAAUCCCGUUACAAGAACUACGAAGGACUUCCACUUGAAGACCUCUGGCGCCGGCGACUCCCGCCACAAUAAUCUCUUCGUCUAUGCUUAUCACACCGGUGCGGGGUUCAAUGAUGCUGUGCUUAGCACAGACGGAGCCGAUGCCUCAUCGUUCUACCUUAAUGGAACUUUGGCCUUGGCUAAUCUAGGGACUGACUAUCCCUGGGGUAUGAUAGCUACUAGCGACACCAACUAUGCUUCAUGGGAGCCGAUUGAAAUCAAUGUUGGCGAUGGCUCGGAGGGAUUUUCCAUCACCAAGGGCAACUUCGUGUGGUCUGAGGCAAACGGCUUUGGUGGCUGGCUCGUUUGUGAUUGGUAUCACAACGGCCCUCAGCUGUUCUACUUGAACCGUUACUACGAUGCCAAGAUUCCUUCAAGCUGCAGCAAGGUUCAGCUCAAGCCCGUUUACAUCAAGUAG